AUGAAAGAAGGUGUACCAAAAUUGAUUUUGCAAUUGCAGCAGCAGGAAGCAAGACUACAAACCUGGGAGUCUUUGACAGAGGAAGAGAUUCAGGAGGCCAUCAAAACAGCAGAAGAGUGGAACAGUCAGGGUGUUCCUCCUGAGGUGCAGAUAGACAUUGCCAAAAAGAAAAGUAAGAGCAUGGUCUACCACUUCACUAACAAGAUGUACAAAUGGGCUGGAAUGAGAGUGUUUGUGUUGGCUGCAAGAAAGACAGAAAAAUAUAAGGCCAUCGUCCAAGGGCUUAUUUACAGCUGGAGAUUAUAUGUUCUUUCAAGGAUAAUGCUGUAUUUUCCAUCUAUUGUCAUUUAA
Molecule: messenger RNA, 351 nt
Organism: Suillus discolor
Lineage: Eukaryota; Fungi; Basidiomycota; Agaricomycetes; Boletales; Suillaceae
Exons: 3
Coding region: 1-351 (116 amino acids)
Source: RefSeq, a predicted model, not a curated record